AAACCGAUCAAGUCCAUCCACACACGCACGAUAUUUUGUGUAGCCAGCUGAGGCUGAGCCGUGUGUAUACAUAAUAAUAUCUUGUUAAAUUUGCAGUCUGCUGUGAAGAAUUAACAACAAUGGCAGCUUCUGUGUAUUGCUGUGUAUCCAUAAGUAAAUCUUUAUCUGCUGCUGAAGACUUGGGCAGCACCACCACAAGCCCAAUAUCCAAUACAAGACCCACCAAGAUAAUCUUGCCCAAAAAGAAGCCUGAGAAAUGGUCUACUGGAACUGCUCCUGGUGAAUAUGGGGGCCCACCAUUGACUACCAAGCUGAGGAAGUCCUGGGGUGGCCCUGGUGAAGACCCCAUCACUUCUGAUGAUUAUAUUUGGAAUAGAGAUUUCAUGCCUCGUAUGAAGAAUUUGUUUCAGGACCCUUCUCAAAAUCCCCUGUUUGAUCAGCCUCAGGAAGAAUCUUCAGGUUUUCUUAGCUUAAACAGGGUUAUGAGUCUUGACAACAUGGAUGCUGACUUUAGCAAAGAGUUAAGAGCACCUUCAAAAAUUCUCACAGAAACAAAAGUUGAAAGAGCUCAAACUAGUGGAGAUUUGAAGCAAAAAUGGAGACCAGCACCUACACGACGCGAACAAGAUAAGUGGGAUAGAGCAUACAAGGCUGCAACUGGUGGCAGUGAAGUUAUGUUACGAGAAAUUAAGAAGCCUGUCGGUGAUCCGGAGGUUUUAGCUGCACAGUCGAGGGAACAGUAUUACAAGUUGAAGAAUAAAAUGCAGUUGCUUACUCUAGGAAUAGGUGGAAUUGGUUUAAUCUCUGCGUAUGUAUCUUAUACUCCAGAGAUUGCGGCAAGUUAUGGUGUUGGGUUUCUUGGCUCAUUGGCUUACAUUCGAAUGCUUGGUAAUAGUGUGGAUUCUAUGGCUGAUGGAGCCAGAGGGAUUGUCAAAGGAGCUAUUGGGCAACCAAGACUACUUGUUCCUGUUGUUUUGGUCAUGAUAUUUAAUCGUUGGAAUGGGAUUCUUGUUCCGGAAUAUGGGAUCAUGCAACUAGAAUUAAUACCUAUUCUUGUUGGGUUUUUUACAUACAAAAUUGCAACUUUUACUCAAGCUAUUGAGGAAGCGUUGACCAUAGUCCAGAAGAAGAGCGAGGUGUAAGGUGAUAAUAAAGAUCAGGUGGUCUCACAGUUCUGGGAAAAGAUAACAAAGGAAGACACAGAUUGCUCUUAGACAAGAAGAUCAAGGAAAGCCUAAAGGAAGCUGCAGCUAGGCUCUUCAUGUUAUGUAUGCUCUUUGCACUCUAUAAUAUAAAAAUCAAAAACGAUUCUAACACUGCAGAGGGCAAUAGGCAGCAUACCAUGGCGACUCUGUAAUUUUUAUUUAGAGACAAAUGCAGCUCGCUUGAAAUCUAUAUCAGUAUUAAUAGCAAAAUAAAAGGAAAUAUGUAAUCAAUAUAAUAUAACAAUUUCUUUUUAUC
This is a messenger RNA of Daucus carota subsp. sativus, 1461 nucleotides long. RefSeq names its product protein CONSERVED ONLY IN THE GREEN LINEAGE 160, chloroplastic. The record is from RefSeq and is a predicted model, not a curated record. Bases 120 to 1142 code for a protein of 340 amino acids. NCBI's taxonomy places the organism in Eukaryota, Viridiplantae, Streptophyta, Magnoliopsida, Apiales, Apiaceae. The transcript is spliced from 10 exons.